Messenger RNA from Aphanomyces invadans, 1198 nucleotides. RefSeq lists its product as hypothetical. The record is from RefSeq and is a predicted model, not a curated record. Bases 639 to 941 code for a protein of 100 amino acids. Lineage: Eukaryota; Oomycota; Saprolegniomycetes; Saprolegniales; Verrucalvaceae. The transcript has a single exon.
CUGGGUAGGAGCAUUUUUUAGUGGGUGCCGUUAUGAAGGCUUGUCGUCGCUAGAUUUGACGUAGAGCAGGGCGUAGAGCAGGGCUAGACGACGCCGCCGAGACUACACAGAGUGCAGUUGCAACCAGUGACGUCACGGAGCGUCGGAUCUGGGAAGUUGAAAGGCACACCGAAUGAUGCAAGCGUGCAAUUCGUCGAGGUUCAGCUUGGCAUGGUCGGUUAUCCAUUCCCGACGAGCAGAUAUCAUCGUCCGACGAGGUUCGCAAUGAGGCUAUUCCACCGACUUGGACGGCCGCAAGUGGCGGUGCUUGGCGGGAGUAGAUCAAACCAGCUUACAACUCACAUCCCGUGCGAUGUCAUGAGUCCUUCCCAUCGCCUUGGUGGAUAUGUCACGAAACGAGGACGAGAUUGAGCAAAGAUGUUGUAGUCAGGAGUAGGUUAUAAAUAGGGUUCCAUCGAUGCCGUUGCACGCAUCAAUCAAUCUCCAUCAUUUCACCGUCAUCGACAUCGCCGACUGUCCCUCCACAAGUUUCGUCGUCCGACUCGGACUCUGGCUCCACCUUCCAUGACCCAGCGGGCGGUAGAGGUCGAUACACUACCAACGCAUUGCACGGGGUGGGUUCGUCAUUUACUUCUUCGAUGCGUGUGGACGGGAUCAAGACAGGUCGGGGUUUGAAGGGCGUCUUAUGGCUGCCAAUAACUUCAAGGGUCGUGUGUUGCUUUGAAGCACCAUUCGGCUGUGUGUAUUGCACAACUUGCGUAUCGUUGUUGCGCUCGUUCCACUGCUCGGGCGUGGGCACGUCAUCAAAGUCGUUGUCAUCCAACAUAUCCACAUCCAUCGAAGUGUCCAUGUCGUCUGAAUCAGGAGAGCUGAUAUCUGCUGAUUGGUACCACGUGCUAGGCAUCGUUGGCGCGGGUUGCUGCUGGAAACGGGAGGAGUAACCAAGGUGGUCUUGCAUUGACACCUUGAAUUUCUUAUGCGGCUGAGGGCAUGACGUUGGACUGAACGAGGUGAAAGGCGUAGGGUGCAUGAAUGACAUGUCAUACUCGUCGUCACGACGUCGGCGCAGGUGGUGGCGCAUUGCCGCUGGGGCGGCGGCGGCGCGGGAGUACAUCAUCAUGGCGGCACCAGGAAUUCGGAAAUGGCUCGAUUGCCAGUCUCGACUUGGACAAUUGGGAACUCAAAUGCGAUUGGUGGA